AUGUCCUUUGAUGAACAAAGACACCUCUUGGGACCAUUGGAGGAAGUUACUGUCAUUCAACUUAUGAGUUGUGAUCAAGAAACUCAUGCUGACUUCCGGUCCUCCAAUCUGCAGGGGAGCGAAGGUUGGAGUCAAUCCUCCGGUGAAGAGGAAUCUGGGGGGAACCUGCAAGAAGAGCAACGACAGAAGUCCUCUGGCGGAUGGGAAUCUGUAGGAAGGAAAGGCCGCCGGCUAGGAGAAGGAGGUGGAGGCAGUGACUGUUGGAACUGGCAGAGAAGGCCGGGGGUAUGGCUUUUAGCUUUGGUUUUAUUACCAGCUAGGUCACAUAUUUACAUGCGAAUUGGACUAGUGAUAUAUCUUUCAUUUCUGUCAGUACUUGCUCUUCCAGCCCAAAUUUGGAUGGACCAAAUGGGAAGAGUGGCCUUUCUUUCUGGAGUCUUAUUCGUCAUGCUGGGAUUUGGAUCAGACAGUAUACUUCCAACUGUCCAGUUGAGAACUCCUCCCCCCUCAAUGAUAGGGUUGCCUGAUAUUCCUAAAUCCUUGGAAGGUUAUUCAUAUCUUAUCAUGAAGUUAGGACCAUUGCAACUAACAAGGAAAGGGUUAUCAGUGGCAAGCACUUCUGCAUGUUUAACAUUUACUAUUUUUCAAAGCGCUAGUCUCUGCUUGGCAACGACAACGCCUGAGCAGCUUGCAUCAGCAUUGUGGUGGUUCAUGUAUCCAUUAUCUUGUUUGGGUGUUUCAGUGGAUGAAGUUAUACUUACUUUGCUACUUUCAUUGAGGUUUAUCAAUAUAGUGUUUGAUGAGGUACGGAACACUGCUCUUGGGAUUGUUGCACGGAGAAUAUACUGGCAGAAGCUGACAUUUUUGGAAACACUGGAUGGUAUUUUUUUUUUCUUUUGGCUUAUGUAA
Phalaenopsis equestris is the source of this 909-nucleotide messenger RNA. RefSeq names its product protein ABCI12, chloroplastic. NCBI's taxonomy places the organism in Eukaryota, Viridiplantae, Streptophyta, Magnoliopsida, Asparagales, Orchidaceae. The record is from RefSeq and is a predicted model, not a curated record. Gene Ontology annotation, cellular component: chloroplast. The transcript is spliced from 7 exons. Bases 1 to 909 code for a protein of 302 amino acids.